AUGGCGACGGAUACAUCUGCUGCCCGACUAGAGAGUCCGGGUGAUCGCAACCUCAAGAAUGUCGUGUUAGGAGACCUCCUGUUCAAACCGUGGUAUCAAUCGAUCUACCCGGAAGACUUAGUUGCCAAAGACGCCGACCGCCUCUACGUUUGCCGCUGGUGUUUUCGAUAUUCCUGUGAUAGUGAGGCUUUUGCGACACAUACCUCGGCCUGCGAGAAUCGCAUAAUACCACCCGGUGCCAAGGUGUACGACGACGGCGGAUACGCAGUGUGGGAGGUUGAUGGGGAGAAACACAAGCUAUUUGGGCAGAACUUGUCAUUAUUUGCCAAGCUGUUUCUUGACCACAAAACUGUCUUUUUUGACGUGGCAACAUUCCUUUACUACAUUUUGACCUUUACUGACCCCACCAAUCCGGAAAAUUAUCAUGUGCUCGGGUUUUUCUCGAAAGAAAAGCUCUCCUGGGAUGCAAAUAACCUGGCAUGCAUUUGUGUCUUCCCACCUUACCAACACAGACAGCUCGGGAAACUCUUAAUGGGCGUGAGCUACAAAUUGAGUGGCUGGGAAUCCCCCGGUGGAUAUAUCGGUGGCCCCGAAAAACCCUUGAGUGACCUGGGCCAGAAAAGUUAUAAUCGAUUCUGGGCUGAGAGGAUCGCCAGGUGUCUGCUACGUGGCAAGCAUGGGGAUGACACUACCGAGGAGAAUCGCACAAAGCCGAGCACCCCAUCGAAACGCAAGAAAAACCAGCGCGAAACCAUGACAGUUGAAGAAAUCGGUCUUGCCACUGGAAUGUUGACAGAAGACGUUAUCACUGCUAUCCAGAGCAUGGGGAUCGCACAGCCCGAGAAGAAACGUACAAUGAGUCGGCUUAUAGGAGAGACCGAAGCUGAACAAGGCCCAAAGAUGAUGAUUCGUAAAUCAGACGUGUGGGAAUGGGCUAAAACCCACCAUCUUUCUCUGGAUGACCCUGUACGGGAGGAAGGUUUCAUGGGGCUAUGGCAUUCUAGAAAUGUGUCCGAUGAUGAAGCAAGCAGCUCAGAAGAGCACUAG
Molecule: messenger RNA, 1047 nt
Organism: Penicillium angulare
Lineage: Eukaryota; Fungi; Ascomycota; Eurotiomycetes; Eurotiales; Aspergillaceae
Product: putative histone acetyltransferase (MysT1)
Exons: 1
Coding region: 1-1047 (348 amino acids)
Biological process (GO): regulation of DNA-templated transcription
Molecular function (GO): histone acetyltransferase activity
Source: RefSeq, a predicted model, not a curated record